AUUCGCGUGCGGCAAGCGUUCGCGUCGGUUGAUACACACCGGCGAGCUGAUCUUUAAGAAUCUUCACGGAGUUCGCUUCGGAAGAGUACAUUAAGCAGAGAUCGUGCGAUCGCCCACAAGAGAGGAAGGAAUACAAGCGCGGCUCGUUUUCAUUUUCUUCGAUUUUUCGCGGACCGGAAUCAAAAUGACGUUCAACGGUGAAGAAGGCGGCGAUGAGUGGGGUAACGGAGACGACUGCGACGCCUACACUGUUGCGUCGCCAAGCGGUGGUGAUACAGGCUGUCGUGUAUGCAAGCAGGAGGGACACUUCGCCAGAGAAUGCCCCAACAAAUCAGAUAAUCAAGGAUGUUUCCGAUGCGGAGAGGUUGGGCAUAGGAAAAGUGAAUGUCCCAAUGCUGGGUCGGGAGCCUGCCGCAAAUGUAACGAAGAGGGGCACAUUGCUCGCGACUGCACCAACGCUCCGCCGCUCGUUUGCCGGACCUGCAACCAGGAGGGUCACAUGUCUCGUGACUGUCCCGACGGCGAACCGAGGACGUGUCGGAAAUGCAAUGAAGAAGGCCACAUGGCGAGGGAAUGUCCUAACGCGCCUCCGAUGGGUAAGCUCAAAGUUUGCCGGAAAUGUAACGAGGAGGGCCACAUGUCUAGAGAUUGUCCCAAUGCUCCCCCGGACAAGUGCUUCAACUGCGGUGAAGAAGGCCACCGGGCCGGCGAUUGUAAGAAUGAGCGCGUCGAACGACUGGGCGAAGAUGGGAAACCCCUUCCCCCGCCCGUGACGUACAUUCCGUCGACCGAGGCCGUCACGGACGCGACGUUCGAGAUGUUGCAUCAUAGCGACGCGAACAUCAGUCGCUACGACACCAUGGCGGUGACUGUGAGCGAUCCCCAGUUCGAAAUCCCUAUGAACACUUUCGCCGAAUCUGGGUUCUCUGCGAAUCUGAUGGAUAAGAUCGUCACGAAGCUGAAGUUCGCCGCGCCGACCCCGAUACAGAAAUACUGUAUCCCGAUCAUCGCAGCCGGACGAGACGUGAUCGCGUGCUCGCAAACCGGUUCCGGGAAAUCAGCGGCCUUCAUUCUCCCGAUCCUUCAAAAGAUCAUGAACGACCCGGCCUUACCGUCACGUGAAUCGAUUCGCGGCCAACGGACGCAGACGCCUCUGGUGGUGGUUCUUUCACCGACAAGAGAACUUUGUCUCCAACUCUACGAACAUUUCCGUUUGUUUUCGGAGGAAAGCCCGAGACGUAUCGGAGUUUCUCCCGCCUACGGAGGGACCCAGGUUCGCUACAAUGCAGAACAGAUUAGCAGCGGCACACAUGUCCUGUGUGCGGUGCCUGGUCGUCUGAAGCAGUUUUUGGACGACGGAAGGAUCUCGUUCGCGAAGGUUCAGUACCUCGUUCUGGACGAAGCCGACAGAAUGCUGGAUGACGGUUUCUACGCAGCGAUCAAGGCCUUCGAGGAGCACCCAACGAUGGUUCCGAAGGAGAACCGUCAAACGUUGAUGUUUUCUGCGACGUUUUCGAAAGUCGAAGAUUUGGCGCGGCAGAUGAUGAAGCCCGACGCGGUGAAGGUCGUGGUGGGUAUCUUGGGCGGCGUCAACAGCGACGUCGAGCAAAGUUUCAUUCUGACCGAGGAUUACAAAGCGAAGCGGGAAGCACUGAGACUGAUUCUGAUGGAAACUUGUGGCACUCCGGGCGAGGGAGCGGAACAGACCGAGCUUGGAGAAGCUGGAAAAGUCAUGGUGUUCGUCGAGAAGAAGAAGAGCGCCGAUUUCAUCGGCACGUUUUUGAGCCACAAUAAAUUCGGCACGACAACCAUGCACGGAGAUCGCACUCAGGAGCAACGUGAAGAAGCGUUGCGAACGUUCAGGGACGGCAAGCACGCGGUUCUCGUCGCGACGGAGGUCGCUGCCCGUGGUCUCGACAUCAAGGGUCUAGGCAUGGUCAUAAAUUUCGAUAUGCCACAGGACAUCGACAAGUACGUUCAUCGUGUCGGUCGAACGGGCCGAGUAGGGAUCGCUGGUAAAGCGGUUUCCUUCUUCGACCCAUCGGCGGAUGCUCAGUUAGCCAGUCAGCUCGUGAAAGUGCUGAACGAGUGUGGGCAAGCGGUGCCCGACUUCAUAUCCAAUGCCGCCUGCGGGGACUGCAGUUUGGACGACCUUGUGGCUGACGAGGGCGGCUGGGACGACGGCGGCUGGGAGCAAUAAAUAACUCCGGUGCUCGUGAGGAUCGAGUCGGCGUUCCGUAGUCCUGGAAGCUGCCCACGGAUCGUUCACGCAUGGAGAAGAUGACAAGCCGGUCACGCUAAGCUUUCCUUUUGGAAACGCUGAUGAAAUUCUCAUCGAUGUGCAAAGUAUCGAUGACUGAAUCUGCCCAUGGAGAGGCACUCCUUUGUUUGUCUAUUAGAAAUUGGGCAGCUGCGUUAAUUUGCAAGCUUGACGCAUAUUGGGGAAGACACCGGAUUGUGGAACGUAUCUUCUCGAUAAAAAAAUCUUUUUUU
This is a messenger RNA of Galendromus occidentalis (western predatory mite), 2493 nucleotides long. RefSeq names its product probable ATP-dependent RNA helicase vasa-like. The coding region runs from base 185 to 2200 and encodes 671 amino acids. The record is from RefSeq and is a predicted model, not a curated record. The transcript has 8 exons. Gene Ontology annotation, molecular function: RNA helicase activity; ATP binding; zinc ion binding. Lineage: Eukaryota; Metazoa; Arthropoda; Arachnida; Mesostigmata; Phytoseiidae.